AAAUGGACCAAUCUGCACAACGACUACUUUUACUGUCUUUCACUAUAUUUAGAUGAGAAUACUUUCAUGAUCAAUCACAUACAUGUUGAUCAUUUAACUGCAGUUUCCUUCCUCAGUGUUUGCUUCGUGGGCUCAAUCCAGUUGCUCAACGUGAGCGUAACAUAUAUAAAUGUGUAUCUACAUUUUUAUGCAUAUACAUUUAUAUAUACAGUAUAUAUAAAUGUAUAAAUACAUAUAUAUAUGUAAAUAUAGUUGUAAAAAAAGUGGUUUCAAAAUAUUGUUUCAAACAUCAAGUAGAUAUCGAACACACCCUAAAAUGGCAUUUUUCUUUGCAAAAUAUUGAUGUUGUAAAAAGUUUCCUGUUAGAAAGAAAUGCACUGCUGACUUCUGCCUUUCUGCUUUUUCUUGAUUUUCUCCCAGAGUUGAUGUUGAGGGCAAAGCCUGCAGAAGACGUCACUCUUCCGUGCAACAGCUCCAGAGAUGCUGCCAUCACAAAGUUAGAAUGGAACAGAACUGAGCUGAAGCACUACGUCUUCUACUUCAGCGAUAACAGGCAGAAUGAAAACUACCAGGAUCCACGUUAUCACGGUCGUGUUCAGCUGAAAGAUCCAAAGAUGAAGAACGGAAACGCUUCUGUUCUCCUGAAGAACGUCGGCAUCGACGACACAGGAACGUACGAGUGUUGGGUUAUAACUCACUCCAAUAAUCGCAGGAAGAGAAACGAGAGAGAGUUGGUGCGCUCCGUCAAUCUGAUCGUCUCUGAAGGGUCUGAGAAGCACCUGAAGAAUGGAGACGCCAACGAUGAACAACCAGAGGGUUCAGGAGGACACGUUGUGUUGGGAGCUAGUUUGGGACUGGUUUUCUCAUCGUUGGUGUUGUACUUGUAAAAUGUCCAAGAGCUAAAGAGAAGAGAUCAUUAGAGAGAGUCGAUGAAGAGGAAGUGAUCAAACUGAACCCCUUAGAUGUCAAAGACCUCUUCACACCUGACUGUCCUCCAUCCCCUGCUUCUCCUCUCCUGAAUGUCCACGUUGUCGUGGUGGAGGGUCUUGAUGAAUAACCCAACCACCUGCUCUACCUGAGGGGCUCACUACUAUCAGUCAGAUUACAGGGAUAUCAGGUGCUCACGCUGCAGACACACGCUGCUCCGGACCACGUUGUGUUCAGGGCUUAACAUCAGCAAAUACCUCCGUUCUGUACCUACUUGAAAUAUUAAAUUAAAUAUAAAUGAAUGUACAGUCAGACUAUGAGAGGUAAUAUUAUCAGCUGAAGGAAUACGUUACAUUAAUGUCUCAUAUAACACUGUGCAGUUACAGUCAACUGUAUGCAACAUCUAUCAGUGAUUUGCAUCAGAACAAGAUAUCAGAUUGUUAUGUUAUCUUUUUCAUUUACCUCUUUUAGGGAUUUCUUUGUUGUUUUUAUCUUUCAGUUUUGUUUGUUUUUCAAUAACAAAUGUAUUUUAUAUAUAUAUAUAAGAAAUAUAUAUAUAUAUAUAUGUUAAUAAUUUAGUUUUUGGGAGAAGGGGUGAUUAAAUAAGUGUAAACUUCUUCUCACGCAUUUUUGGAUGUGUAAUUAAGAAGAUCAUUUGAUUAUAUAUAAUUUAUAGGUCAGUAAUAUUUCUGUUUAUACACAGCUGAUAGAAAGGGACACCUGGUGGUCAAAGCACGUUAUUGAAUUGUAUUAUUUCAUUAUUAGAUAUUAAUAGGAGGAUGUGCAAAACAGACAAACUAAUAAGGCUUAAUUUAAACAUUAAAGAGUACUUUAG
Messenger RNA from Gymnodraco acuticeps, 1762 nucleotides. Its product is annotated as V-set domain-containing T-cell activation inhibitor 1-like. Lineage: Eukaryota; Metazoa; Chordata; Actinopteri; Perciformes; Bathydraconidae. The record is from RefSeq and is a predicted model, not a curated record. The transcript is spliced from 2 exons. Bases 426 to 887 code for a protein of 153 amino acids.